Messenger RNA from Actinia tenebrosa (Australian red waratah sea anemone), 2347 nucleotides. Its product is annotated as zinc phosphodiesterase ELAC protein 2-like. The record is from RefSeq and is a predicted model, not a curated record. NCBI's taxonomy places the organism in Eukaryota, Metazoa, Cnidaria, Anthozoa, Actiniaria, Actiniidae. Gene Ontology annotation, cellular component: mitochondrion. Gene Ontology annotation, biological process: mitochondrial tRNA 3'-end processing. Gene Ontology annotation, molecular function: 3'-tRNA processing endoribonuclease activity.
UUUUUCUCUGACAAUUUAUCUUAGAUAUUUAUUUAACUGUGGAGAAGGUACUCAAAGACUCUUUAAUGAAAACAAACUCAGACUAAGCAAGCUUAACAACAUAUUUUUUACUCAAAUCUCAUGGGAAUACAUUGGAGGGUUACCUGGAAUGGCAAUGACGCUAAGAGACAAUGGCCGAGCAAAUCUUGGUCUAUAUGGACCAGAAAGUAUCAAAGAGUUUAUCGGAGCUACGCGGUUCUUUUUAUUUCAUGAAAAACUUCAUUUUGAUUGUGUUGGCUAUGGUACUGAUGAAAAUCAAGAUGUUCCUGUAUAUAGUGAUGAAAACAUGGCAAUUUUUCCAGUUCUUCUGUCAGAAGAAAGUAAAUGUCUCACUUUUAAGGAUGAACAAAAUGAGAACUUACCAAAAAGAGUUAAACUUGACACUUCUACAACCAAAUCCAUUGCCUGUUAUAUCUGCAAACUAGCGACAUUACCAGGGAAGUUUCUGGUGCAGAAGGCUAAAGAAUUAGGUGUCCCUAAAGGACCUUUGUUUGGGAAGCUUAAAGAUGGAGAAGAUAUUACCCUUGAGAAUGGAGUCAAGGUCCUAGCAGCACAAGUAAAAGAACCAGACCAGGAGGGACCUGUGUUUUUCAUUAUCGACUGUCCUUCUAUCAAGCAUAUCACAAGUUUAGUGGAAUCAGAACACUUUGUCAAAUACCAAGAAGAACAUCAAGAUGGGAGUCAGCUACAUGUACAACCCUGUCUGAUUGUACAUCUUGUACCAAUGGAUGUCUUUAACGACUGCCGUUAUGAAAAGUGGAGACAAAGAUUUGGUAGCACAACUCAACAUCUACUUAUUAAUAAAGAAGCAUGUAGCAAAGCCAUAGUUUUCCAAUCACAGGCAAGAAUUGAAGCACAACUCCAUACUAUCUAUGCUGGGAUGUUUCCCCUCCUUCACUAUACAGACACACCUACAAUAGAUUCAAGCACUUUGCCAGCCAACACCAAGCCUGGAGAAUUCUUUCUCAAAUUUCACCUCAGACCUUUAAAACAGCAAGGCUAUGACAGAAGUGGCAUGCAAGAUCCUCUUGAUUUUAAAACAAUUAUGAAAAAAACUACUCAAUUACUUCAAAGUAUUGGGAAAACUGAACACCAUUUAGUGACAGAGGAAAAUACAGCACGAAAUGAUACAAGAAAAGAUGAUUGUCACCCUGAAAUAGAAAAAUACUCGCUUCAAAAACUCAGAGACAAAGAUAUUGCAGAAAAUGUUUCUGAAAUUUUAUUGGACGAAAAUGCAAUAACAACAGAAGUAAGCUCUUUGUUUGAUAAAUGUGUAGAUGAUGGCAAUGUUACAGUUUGUGAACCCAGGAAGCAACAAGACUUUGAGAUAAUAUUCCUAGGUACAGGAGCAUCAUUGCCUUCUAAAUAUAGGAAUGUUAGUGCAACAUUGAUUAAUGUAAGUUGUCAAUCAUCCCUUCUUCUUGACUGUGGUGAAGGGACACUUGGGCAACUUUAUCGUCACUAUGGCAACGAUAUGGAUGACAUCAUUGAUCAAUUAAAGUGUGUGUUCAUUUCUCACAUGCAUGCAGACCAUCAUUUGGGUUUACUGCGCAUCCUGCUUUACAAAGACAAGCAUAAACACAUUAAUGAUACUGAGAUCAUAAUCAUUGGUCCAGCGAAGAUCAAUCUCUGGUUACAAGAAUACAGUUUGUACUGUGAAGAGCUACGCUACAGGUUCAUUGACUGCACGCAAAUAGUUAAAGCUGACCAUGAAUUAAGUCAGGAAUUUCAUUGUAUUGAAGCAAAUCAGGUUUUGGCUGUGCCCGUGGAUCAUUGUGCACAAGCAUACGGGCUUGUUUUCCAACACACUAAUGGAUGGAAGGUUGUAUAUUCAGGAGACACUCGACCGUGUCCUGCGCUUAUAGAGGCAGGGAGUAAUGCCAGUGUCCUGAUCCACGAAGCAACGUUUGAAGACGUGCUUAAAGACGAAGCCAUCGACAAGAAGCACAGCACUACAACAGAAGCAAUCACCAGUGGAAUAAAAAUGAAUGCCACGUUUACCAUGCUGAACCACUUCAGCCAGAGAUACCCUAAAAUACCCGUGUUCAAUGAGAAGUUCACCAAGCACACUGGAAUAGCGUUUGAUCAUAUGAAGGUUCGUCAAGAAGAUUUGUUCAAGAUUCCAAGGUUGGUGGGUCCUCUUAACGUUUUAUUUGCAGAUGAAGUGGAAGAUAUGAAAAAAGAACAAAGACAUCUGUGCCUUGUACUAGUGAAAACAAUACAGAGGUACGAGAGGGGAAAUCUUGAUGACCCCGAGAAAGAUGUUGAGGAAAAUUUAUAAAGUAAUAAAUAUUGCAUUAUUUAUAAA